Molecule: messenger RNA, 732 nt
Organism: Vicia faba (fava bean)
Lineage: Eukaryota; Viridiplantae; Streptophyta; Magnoliopsida; Fabales; Fabaceae
Source: the annotation of a GenBank genome assembly
AUGUUGGAGACAAAGUCUCAAAUUCAUAAGGAGAAUGAUGAUAUGACCCCUGAGAAUAAUUUUGCGAGCGAUGAUGAUCAUGUCCAAGAAUAUGUGGAGGAAGAUGUUAUUGACAAUUUGAAUGGUAUAGAGGUUCUAACUCAGAAGAAGGAUGAACAAGUUUCUUCUGAUAAUUUUGAAGUGAAUUAUGUUGUAAAUAAGGUGAGUAACAAAAUUCAUGACCUUGCUGAUGAGAUCGUUAUUCUUAAGAAAUUCCAUAGAAAAGGAAAGAAUCUUCCUAAGUAUGUUCCUGUUUAUUCUGAGGAAAGUACAAUCAAAUGGAAUUUUUCUUACUAUGGGAGAAUGGCUCUUGAUAAAUUCUAUAUUGAAGCACUUAAGUGCAAUGAAAUUGUGGAGCUGCAUAGUGAUACUCAGUUGUUGAAGAUAAUACUUAAUGUUGGACAUUGUUAUCUUAAGUUGAUGAAGGAAUUUGUGGUUAAGAAGGAUGGUAUUCCUCAUGGAUUUCUGAAUUUGAGUUACAUAAUAAAUAUUAGGAAAGAUGUGGUUGAUAUUGUGUAUGAUAUAUGUCCUCUGAUACACAUAUAUGAAACUAAUUUGGUUUUUGAUGAUGAAAUGUUUGAGAUUUUUCACCUCAACUUGUUGUUACUACUACUUCAUUUUUGUGGGGGUGGGGAUAUGAUGAUGUUACUUCUAUCUGGUGUUCAUAAGAAGUUGUGGGUUGUUGUCGUCUGA